Messenger RNA from Limanda limanda (common dab), 672 nucleotides. Its product is annotated as perforin-1-like. The record is from RefSeq and is a predicted model, not a curated record. NCBI's taxonomy places the organism in Eukaryota, Metazoa, Chordata, Actinopteri, Pleuronectiformes, Pleuronectidae. The transcript is spliced from 3 exons. The coding region runs from base 183 to 584 and encodes 133 amino acids.
GGUUGUGUUGUUGUGGGCGGGUGACUUGAAGCUGAUAUUAGCUUUACCUGCCUUUGACACCAUGUGGAGCUACACACAGUCAAGGCAGUCAAGUCUACAGGAUGAACCUGAUGUCUGCAACUGGGACUGAAAUGAAACAAUACCUAAAUAUGAAAUAUGACUGUUAAUCUGCCUGUGAAGCCAUGGCCUCCAGUCUUCUUCUCCUCCUGCUGCUCCUGUACAGUCUGACUGUAGCUGUAGCCCAGCUCAGGCUAUUCAACCUGCGUGCGAGCGAUCUGCACUCUAACAUCCUGGGAACCCCAGACGCCUACGUCAAGGUGUUUUGUGGCUCUGCCGACCUUGGGGAGACAUCUGUUCGCAACAACAACCCCAACCCCUGGUGGGAGGAGGAGUUCACACAUUUCAAGGCCCAGCAGAACGACAUACUUAGGCUUGAGGUUCACGACAGUGACUUCCUCUUUGAUGACUUGGUGGGAGUCUGCCAGCGUCAGAUCAAGCUGGGAACCCAUGAGCACGACUGCUACUUGGAGAGAGGUGGCACCCUCCAUUACUCAUAUACCCUUGGUGCAGGUCAUCAGGCCUGAGACCUUUGGUUGUUACAGGCAGCUUGUACACAUCUCCAUAUGUGGUUUUCUCAAUGUCCUGUAAUCCAUCUUUCAGGUUUUGAACUGA